AUGUCAGACUCGGAAGGCUCCGGACUGGUGUGCAAUGCUUGCGGUUUUGAAGAAGAGUUCAUUGCCGAUGGCAUGAUUCCCUGUGAGAAAUGCCAUCAAGUCUACUAUUGCAGCUUGGAAUGUCUGAAAUGGGAUUGGGAGGGAGGGGAUCACAGCAAUGUCUGUUCUGGAUUGCAUGGCGCCGGCAAUACGAAUGAUGAUGAGGACGAAGAAGAAGAAGCAUCCUCCGAAGAAGCAUCCUCCGAAGAGACAUCGGGGGAAUCCUUUCACUCUUCUGUCGACGACGACGAGGCAAGUCCAUCAGAAGACAGCGAUAUUUCCAGUGGGAUCCAUUCGGAGGAACUGAUAGACGAAGACGAAGAAGAGAGCGACACUAGCACCAGUGCAUCACUGCAAUCACCCCAACCAGCAGCUCCCGUUCAUCAUGAUACUACUGAUAAUGGUGACAGACCAGGUGGAGAAAAGCGAGAUCGAUCCGCUUCGCCGUCCCAAUCCAAUUCCCACAGAAGAAAGACUCCCGAGGACAAACCCCCACCCCACAAAAAACCUACUGGAGGAGAAUUUCAUCCCGAACAGCAACAACCCAUGGAAUGGCGCAGUGUCAAUGGAAAGAUGACACUGGUGCCCAAGAAUGCGCCUCGGCAACCACCUCCUCCUGCUGCUGUUCCAUAUCGAGGGAGAUUGCCACCCGCCAAUCGAGGAGGAGGCGAGGACGGUGCCAUACAACGACACUCUUCGGGGAGUGGGAGACUCCACCGGUAUAGUGAACCACCUCCUCUGGUACCGCCGCCACCAGCAUCACCACCCAAACAGCCAAAACCGCAAGCACCACCACCACAGUAUGAGAUUGUAGAGGAGGAAAUCAUUGAAGAGGUGAUUGUUGUGGAAGAAGAAAUCAUUGAAGAGAUUAUAGUAAAUAGCGACGGCGAAUCCAUCGGAAACUCGAGUGAAUUUCAGAGUGACCAACCCGCACCGGGGUCUUCCACCAAUGGUACUGGCAACGCCCCACAUGACGAACAAAUGCACGUAUCGCUAUGGCUACACGAACAAGAUUCCAUCGUAUCAACCUUGGACGAUGAUAUGAAUUGGGAAAUGGACGGCAGCGGGCAGCAACAGCCACAGCGACCGGAACAAGACGAACCACCACCUCUGGUGCAUCCGAAUCAAAUACAACAACAACAACAACAACCACAACGUUCGGAACCAAACCCCGCCGAACAGGGACACCAUUCCUCGGGGCGAAACAUGUCGAAUUCCAUGCUGGGAGAUGAUUUUGACGCGGAAAGUGAGGAAGAUGCCGACGUCUUUUUCGUCCCGCAAAAGUCACCAGCAGCACCCAAGCAGGCACCUUCCAUUAUUGCCGAAGCGGAUGCGUCCGCGGGAGGUGCGGCACCCUACCGGCACUCGCAGCAACUACAUGCGCACGUGCAGCAGCAGGAACAACCACAAAGCAUGAACGAGUCCUUUCCAGCGCCCCAGAAACGAGGAUUGUUUGGUCGAUUUUUCGCUCGAAACAACAACGCUGAUCCACCGCAACCGCAGCAGCAACAAGAACAGCAACAACAACAACAAGCGGUACCACCGCCAGCACCGGCACCAUCCCCACCACCACCACCCGCCCCAGCGCCACCCCCAGAAGCACCAGCUACUAAGAGCAACUUUUUUGGAUGGGGAUCCCGAGCAACUCCCACGAACGAUACGACAGAUCCACCACCGCAUGCGGCACCUGUCUCACCACCCGCUCCGGCACCCGCGCCAAGGCCACCGUCACCACCACCGAGGGAGCCUUCGCCCCCGCCGAUGGAGCCGCCAUCACCACCACCGCCAGAGACAAAACGCCAACCACCACAAGAUCGACCGCCCCCGCAGCGACGGAACCGGCCAUCUGGGACUGGCGGACGAAAGGGGAAAUUGCUGCCUACCAACGAUUUGCUAGGGCCGUCCACAUUUGAUCAACGGCCUCCAUCGAGUGGUCGGACCGACAAUCCCUUCAAAAUGUCGCUCGCACGAUCGUAUCAACGAUCGCUACGCCAUCGUGAAAUGAUGUCGCAAUCAGAAAGACUAGCUGCCACAAGGGCCGACGAAGAAUACGAACAACAACAACGACAACAAGAAGCCAUAGAAGAAGAAGAAGAACAACAACCUACCCAAAAUAUCUUUACAGGUCAAUGCAACGCGUGCGAAAUGAAUGCCGAUUUUGUUUCGGAAGGGCUCAAACCAUGUCCUUACUGCCAUGAAGUUCAUUACUGCACGGAUGAUUGUUUGCAAUGGGAUUGGGAAAGCGGGGGACACGCUCAAUCAUGCAGGGGUGCUGAGUUAGCGGGGGAUACACGGUUCAACCCAGCCACAGGGGCCGGUCAAAAUAGUGACAGUGACGGUAAUAUGUCCAUUGAAGCAUUUGAGGAAGGACAAGAGGAGGUGGCACUCCCAGGUACCUUCAUGGAUCGAGUCGCUGCAGCGAAAGCAUCUGUUGCAGCACAGAAACAGCUCAACUCACAGCCACAGCCACCUGAAAAAAGUAGAGAACCAUUGAUGUGCGCGGCUUGUGGUAUUGAUGCGGAGUUUGUAAGAGAGAGAUCUCACAUGCCUUUGCAUGGCCACCCUGUUUCCAGUGCCACUGCUUACAAUCAGGGGAGCAGUAAUGCGCCUUCUUGCAUUUCUGGCAAGGGAUCAUCCCAUCAGGAACAAACUCAGCAUCCAUGUUGCAUGCCUGGCACUUGA
Seminavis robusta is the source of this 2721-nucleotide messenger RNA. NCBI's taxonomy places the organism in Eukaryota, Bacillariophyta, Bacillariophyceae, Naviculales, Naviculaceae. The record is from the annotation of a GenBank genome assembly.